AGCAACGCGAGGUAAAGAUGGCACGUGUCAAACUGGGCGCUGCGGAAUUUCCAGGUCCUUCCAGUUAGAGUGCGUGUGAGUCUAAACCUGAUGAAACAUGACAUGUAGCCGAUACCGACAGCAAAGAUGUCUGCGGUAGGCUUGCAUUAACUGCGGUUUGUAAAAGUUGCUAGGCGGCUUAUUUUCAGUGCUAGUCGAUUUUAAUUGCUUACCCCAAAGUCAAGGCUUUUUACAUUAAGCCUCCAUCCUUCCCCUUUCUGCAGUUACUUGGACGUUUUUCCUCAUGAUUUUACGGCUGUUAAGCACCCGCAUUCACUGCGGACUUGUUACUGUCGUGACAGUAGAUGAUAGAUGCUGGAAUCUAUUCUCCACCCAUCCGGCGGUUUGAUACUAAUCUUGGCUUCAUUCGUCACAAAGCGUUUCGAAGCAUAUUGUACACGUUAACCUUACAGAAUGGAUUUGACGCUCACACCAUACACGUGACAGAUUCAUCCGUCGAUCAGUCUUUUGGAACUUUCGAUGCAGCCGUGAUAGUAUUGAAGCAAUGAAUUUCGUAGAAAAGAGAUUAUUGUCAUGCUGUCUGCAAGUUCGGUUACUUCUGCUGCUGCUACAGGUCUGUUACCUUUUCAUUGUUCUAACUGAUAUUUUCCGCAGAUACUUGUCAGUCCGUUUCCAGACCAUGAUGCGGAUGCAUUCCAUCCACCGAAUGGCCCUUACCUUGGUCAAACAGACGCUCUUCUAUCCUAUCUUUUCCGGGGUUCCAAACGAUGGGAUUCAAUUUAUUUCUCCUUCAUUGCCCAAUGGGGCUAUGUGUAUGAACAGAGUUUGGCUUUUUUCCCAUUGCUUCCCAUUUUACUAGGAUCAGUGGCCAGGCUUAUUUACCCUAUUGUUGGGAUACUGUUAAGUCUAGAUACGGUCAUACUACUUGUGGGUGUGGUCAUUAAUUUGUCAUGCACUUUAUUCGCCACCUUGCAACUCUACCGACUGUGCCUAGAAUUGAUAGGCUCAGAAAAGAUCAGCUACGUAUCAGCUGUACUUUUUUGUGUAAACCCUGCCUCCAUAUUCUUCUCCAGCAUCUAUUCCGAAUCGUUGUACUUUACUCUCACUCUUUUGGCAUUGCGGUAUUAUGAACGAAGCAGAUUGUUCCCAUCCGCGCUGCUGUUUGCUCUGACCACUGCGUGUCGUAGUAAUGGUUUGGUCAAUUGUGGAUAUUUGGGUUACGGUCUCUGGUGUUCUCUGGUCUCUUCGUCCCGAUUGUGGAGUGAACGUAUGGGACUGAAAGAGGUGCAUGGCUGUGCUCACCUCCUACGCGAAUCCUUACGUUGGUGGUCCUCAGCUCUUUCGUUACUGAUACCAUACCUAUUUCUGGGACUGUUAUGCGUGUUACCCUUCAUCGUCUACCAAGCCUAUGGCUACCAUUUAUUCUGCUCUCCACUUGGAUCCACCUUACCAGCACUUUUGCCAGAACCAGCAGUGUUUGUCAUUGAACAUGGGAUUCAAAUGGGCUAUCGGUUACCGUAUCACCUGGUAUCGCAGUAUCCACAACUAAAAAGGAACCACACUACACCGGUCUGGUGUUCUUCUGAUUUACCUUUUUCCUACUCACACAUACAGCGUGAAUUUUGGAGUGUGGGUUUUCUGGGUUACUUCCACUGGAAACAACUGCCCAAUUUCCUUUUGGCUAUUCCUGUGAUUCUGUUGAGUUUAAGUUGUGCCUCCUCUUUCUACUCGCGGGCACCAAAGGCCUACCGCACAUUGGGGGUACAUGCGGAGUCUGCACGUGAUCGCCAACUGGUGCCUUACGUGUUACACCUGUUGUUCUUAACAGUGUAUGGAGUAUCUCACAUCAAUGUACAGGUCCUGACGCGCCUCAUCUUCUCCUCCUGUCCAAUGAUCUAUUGGUAUUGCGCAUACUUGGUCUACGACAGCCCACAAUGGCAGCUGGAACCGGGCGCCAAGUCUGGAACAAAAUCUAAGAAAUCUGCUGUGAAAACCCCGAAGUCAACAUGGUAUUGCAAAACGAGCGAAAUUUGGCGUAUGCUCAAUCCGCUGAAUUGUCGCACAAUCAGUCAGUGUGUGAUACUUGCCUACUUUCUUGGCUACACCCUGUUGGGAACUGUAUUGCAUUCAAAAUUCUUACCAUGGACUUGAUUUGUAUAGGCCAUCUUCCACCCGUCUGUGAUUUCGAUCCCAUGCAUUUUCAACAACGCUUUCUAGCAGCUCAGUUUAGUAACCUGUUUUUUUCUGUUCCACAUAAUGAUAUCCAUCUGGCACUGGCCUACCGCGUUUCUCUUACAUCCAGGUGUCAACACGUUCUUUUAACCCCCAUGUUUCCAACGGUUUGUGAUACAGCUAAUUAUCGAUACAUACAUGCCUACGGUUGUAUUUUGUCGCCGUAGGCUUGUGUUUGUUUGUUAUGUCUUAUCUUCGCAUAACGUCCGCUGCUUUUCAAUACAGUGAAAUCACG
This is a messenger RNA of Opisthorchis viverrini, 2467 nucleotides long. RefSeq lists its product as hypothetical. The record is from RefSeq and is a predicted model, not a curated record. Gene Ontology annotation, molecular function: alpha-1,6-mannosyltransferase activity; GPI mannosyltransferase activity. NCBI's taxonomy places the organism in Eukaryota, Metazoa, Platyhelminthes, Trematoda, Opisthorchiida, Opisthorchiidae. The transcript has 3 exons. Gene Ontology annotation, biological process: GPI anchor biosynthetic process. Gene Ontology annotation, cellular component: endoplasmic reticulum membrane; mannosyltransferase complex. The coding region runs from base 1270 to 2151 and encodes 293 amino acids.